UCCCGCUCCCGCCCCCGGCUUCGCCUCCCGCCGCCGCCGCCGCCGCUUUCCGCGGCCUGGGCCUCCCGCCGCCACCAUGCCCUACGCCUUCAAGCCCGGGGACUUGGUGUUCGCCAAGAUGAAGGGCUACCCGCACUGGCCGGCCCGGAUCGAUGACAUCGCCGACGGCGCUGUGAAGCCCCCUCCCAACAAGUACCCCAUCUUCUUCUUCGGCACGCACGAGACAGCCUUCCUGGGGCCCAAGGACCUGUUCCCCUACGACAAAUGUAAAGACAAGUACGGCAAGCCCAACAAGAGGAAAGGCUUCAACGAGGGGCUGUGGGAGAUCCAGAACAACCCCCACGCCAGCUACAGCGCCCCUCCGCCCGUGAGUUCCUCUGACAGCGAGGCCCCCGAGGCCGACCCAGCCGGCAGGAGCGACACCGACGAGGACGAGGACCGGGGGGUCAUGGCUGUCACAGCCGUGACCGCCACAGCCGGCAGCGACCGGAUGGAGAGCGACUCGGACUCCGACAAGAGCAGUGACAACAGCGGCCUGAAGCGGAAGACGUCGGCGCUGAAGAUGUCCCUCUCCAAACGAGCUCGCAAGGCCUCCAGCGACCGGGAGCGAGCCAGCGCGUCCCCGUCCGACGACGAGAACUCGGAGAGCUCCUCGGAGUCCGAGAAGACCAGCGACCAGGACUUCACCCCCGAGAAGAAAGCGGUGGUCCGGGGGCCGCGGCGGGGGCCCCCGGGGGGCCGCAAGAAGCAGAAGGCGCCCUCUGCCUCGGACUCGGACUGCAGGGCGGAGUCGGACGGGGCCAAGGAGGAGCCCGCGGCCGCGGCGGGGUCGGCGUCGCCCUCGUCGUCCCCGUCGUCCUCCUCGGACUCGGACGUCUCCGUCAAGAAACCGCGGGGGAGGAAGCCAGCCGAGAAGCCGCCCCCGAAGCCCCGAGGGCGGAAGCCGAAGGCCGAGCAGCCCCCGCCCAGCUCCAGCAGCGACAGCGACAGCGACGAGGUGGACCGCAUCAGCGAGUGGAAGCGGCGGGACGCGGCGCGGCGGCGGGAGCUGGAGGCGCGGCGGCGGCGCGAGCAGGAGGAGGAGCUGCGGCGGCUGCGCGAGCAGGAGAAGCAGGAGAAGGAGCAGAGGGAGCGGCGGCGGGAGCGGGCCGGGCGCGGGGCCAGCGGCGGCAGCAGCGGCGAGGAGGCGCGGGACGACGAGCAGCCCGUGAGGAAGCGCGGCCGCCGGGGCCGGGGCCGCGGGCCGCCGUCCUCCUCCGACUCGGAGCCCGAGGCCGCGCCCGAGAGGGAGGCCAAGAAGCCGCCUAAGAAGCCGCCCCCUCAAAGCACCGAGUCGUCGCGGAAGCCGGGCCCGAAGGAGAAGAGAGGGCGGCCCGAGGAGCGGCCCCGAGCCAAGCCCGUGAAGGCGGAGCGGACCCGAAAGCGGUCCGAGGGGCUCCCGCCGGACAGGAAGGUGGAGAAGAAGAGAGAACCCUCCGUGGAGGAGAAGCUACAGAAGCUGCACAGCGAGAUCAAGUUUGCCCUGAAGGUGGACAACCCGGACGUGAAGCGGUGUCUCGGGGCGCUGGAGCAGCUGGGGACCCUGCAGGUGACGUCACAGAUCCUGCAGAAGAACACAGAUGUGGUGGCCACGCUGAAGAAGAUUCGCCGCUACAAAGCCAACAAGGACGUGAUGGAGAAGGCGGCGGAAGUCUACACGCGGCUCAAGUCGCGGGUGCUGGGGCCGAAGAUCGAGGCCAUCCAGAAAGCCAACAAGACAGGGCCGGACAAAGAGAGGGCCGAGGAGAAGCUGGGGGCAGAGGAGCCCCCCAAGGAGAAGGCGGAGGACGAGCCGAGCACCGAGCUGUCAGCCCCCGUGAACGGCGAGGCCCUGUCCCAGAAGGAGGAGAGCGUGGAGGACAAGGAGGCCGAGGGUGGGCAGCACUCGGAGGGGGGCCCGCGGUGCGGCUCCCCCGAAGACCUGCACAACGACAGCCCGCGGGAGGGCCCCGACCUGGACGGGCCCGGGAGCGAGCGGCCGGAGCGCGAGCGGGUGCGGCUGGACUCGGAGUCCCUGGACGAGGAGAGCUGAGCGCGGCCCUGGCCCCGGCCCGAGCGCAGCCCCUGGCGCUCCUGGGACUGCCCACGUCCUGCCCCAGCCUCCCGGGAGAGCCGAGAACUUUUGGGGAACGCUGUGCUGUUCGUUUGUAUUUGUCCCCCUGGGUUUUUUCUGCCUAAUUUCUGUGAUUUCCGAUCGCCAUGAAAUGACUAUAAAGGGUUUUUUAAUGAAAAACAAAUCACUUUUAUUGGUUU
This is a messenger RNA of Lepus europaeus (European hare), 2292 nucleotides long. RefSeq names its product HDGF like 2 (gene HDGFL2). The transcript has 16 exons. Lineage: Eukaryota; Metazoa; Chordata; Mammalia; Lagomorpha; Leporidae. The record is from RefSeq and is a predicted model, not a curated record. Gene Ontology annotation, biological process: regulation of transcription by RNA polymerase II. Gene Ontology annotation, molecular function: double-stranded DNA binding; transcription coregulator activity. The coding region runs from base 77 to 2071 and encodes 664 amino acids. Gene Ontology annotation, cellular component: nucleus.